ACGCACAGAAAGUAGAAGUAGCACCGCACGGGCAAUCAUUACCAUUCAUCACAAACAUAUACAUACACAGAUUUUUGUGUUGAUUUUUUAUCGUUUAAUUAUUGGCAUAAUUAUUGUUGCAUUGUGAACAAAAAAAUUGAAAUAAUAAAUAAAUAAAAUAAUUUAAAAAAACAAAAUAACAAGAACCAACUUGUAACCGACCAAUCAAUCCCACAAAAAAAAACGAAUUUAUUUUUUUAUAAAACGUGAAAGUGGCCAAUGAUUUUUUCUCAUUCGAAAGUUUUAAUUGAAAAAGUUUGUCAUUGAGAGUGUGUUUGUAAAUGAAAGUGAAUAUACAACAACAAAUUUAACAUUAAAGUUCAACAAGUCACAAUUAUUUAGGGAAAAUUAUAGACCUUAUGUGAAAGCCUCUGUGGUAUUUAGCUGCAUACGCGACAAUAUUUCGAACCACACACCAAUCCAUCAAAGUUGCCAAGGAGCUAUUUACAACGUCUCAUACCAAACAAAAAUGAAGCAAAAUAAUUAAAAAAAAAGUGAACAAUUAAAUCAAGAAAAUAUUUUACCCCUAUAAUUAAAAAACAAAAUUUCUCAACGGAAUAUACUUCCCUCGCAAACAGGGACUGAUUGACGACCAAAGCAAACGAACAACCACGGAACUGUUAGUUCAUUUAAACCAAACUAAAAAAUACCAUAAAAAACGAGUUUUAUAGCGCCUUUAAAUUACUGUUAUUGAAAGACCGCGGACAAAUUUAAUUUGAAAUGGGUCGCCGCAAGGAUAAACCACGCCUUAUCCCAGAGCAGGAUAAACGCAUUUGCCGCGCCAUAUGCCUCUGCCAACUGACCAUGGUGCUGUCCUGUGUGUCCAUUGUUUAUUUGAGUGUGGCUAUUUAUUCGCCCUCAUUCAAAGCCUUCAAGUCUGGUUUUGAACUGGAUCCGGUAAUGUGCCAAACACACAACUCUGAAAUGCCAGACAGUCAUUGUGCCUGGGCAUCGUGCGGCGAAUGGUGUCUAACACGAACCAGUGGCUUUUGUCCGCAGAUAUAUUCAACAGUACGACGAAACGGCACCGAUGUGCAAUUUAACAAUUGUUCAAAGAAGUUUUUUUCAAAAACGACAUGUCCAAUGCCUGAUAUGAAAACUUUGGCAAAGUUCAAUUGCAACAAUGGUACCGAGUGCAAUCAUUUGAAAGGCGUAUUUAACUGUACUAAUGGACACUGUAGAAAUAUGACUCAAUCAUUCCUGUGUCACCACAAGGCCGAUGGACCAGUUAUCAAUUCAGCCAAGGAUAACACCAAACUAAAUGGUUUCUUUGAAUGCAAGGGCAUCCAUUGUACAAAAAUCCGAAAGCCAUUUACGUGUGAUCGAAUUUGUAAUGCGAUUGGAACAUCUGAACGAAAUGUUAUGCUAAUGGAGGACAAUAGUGUCAUAACGGCAGAUUGUGAAAAUGCUGUCGCAUUUAAUGAGGCCAGGGGUAAUGAGCCUGGCGUUCGCAUUGAUCCCACGGAAUUUUGGAAACAAGACGAUGGAGUUCUCUUGGCAAAUUGUGCCUCAGUUACAAUCGCAGAUGUCCAAGGGGGCAGGACAAUAACCGCCAAGGAUUGCAUAAAUGGAACUCUCUUGCCACCAGGAACUUUACCAAAUUCAUCUAUGAAUUUUACCGAUUUUUGGAAAAUCUAUGCCGAAAGUAAAGUUGAAGUAGAUCCGGAACAACGAUUUUUACCCAAUCAACAUAAUUUGACAAUAUAUAAAUCCAAAAAGUUAUUUAUCAAUUUGGAGGGUUGUGUCAAUACGCUCAGGGGUGAGUGUAAAGAGUUCUGGGCCCGUCAUGGUGCAGAUGGUGACAAUAAUACUGCAAUGUCCAGAUAUCAAUGUUAUUAUAAUAAGGAUCCUAAUGUGGAGUUUGUAACGGCUAGAUAUGAUUUGAAAAAAGUUUACAAUGAACUUAUGAUAUCCCUCAUUUUACCAAUUGUGCUGUUCGUCAUUUCAUCGAUAUCACUCAUUGUCAUAACGAAAUUAGUGAAGGUUGGAGAUGAUGCCAAAAUGCGUUGUAUUUGUGCUGCAGACAACGAUGACACUGAUGAAAUAUAUUCGGCCCGUAAAAGUGUAAGGGCUAGACAGAAGGAAACCAAUGAAGCUAAUGAAAAUCUAAAUCAGUUAUCUAAUUUAGAGGAUAUGGAUAUUAGCCCCAGCGAUACACAGGGUAUGAUCGGUAGCACAAAGUAUUUAUUACCACAGAAUGCAACCAAUGAGUCGGCCAAUACGGACCACAGCAAUGAUGAUGAAAAAGCCUUAACAUGCGAUGUUCCCGAAAAACCUCUAGUUGUAAUUUAAAAUGAGAAACGAACCCACCAAAAACAAAAUAUAUAACCGAAUAUUACCAACUGCAUUAA
Messenger RNA from Musca domestica (house fly), 2390 nucleotides. RefSeq lists its product as uncharacterized. Gene Ontology annotation, molecular function: sodium channel regulator activity. Bases 760 to 2331 code for a protein of 523 amino acids. NCBI's taxonomy places the organism in Eukaryota, Metazoa, Arthropoda, Insecta, Diptera, Muscidae. The transcript is spliced from 9 exons. The record is from RefSeq and is a predicted model, not a curated record. Gene Ontology annotation, biological process: regulation of sodium ion transport.